Molecule: messenger RNA, 2090 nt
Organism: Harpia harpyja (harpy eagle)
Lineage: Eukaryota; Metazoa; Chordata; Aves; Accipitriformes; Accipitridae
Gene: SERINC2
Product: serine incorporator 2
Exons: 10
Coding region: 77-1432 (451 amino acids)
Cellular component (GO): membrane
Source: RefSeq, a predicted model, not a curated record
CCCGGGCGGAGCCAGCGCGGCGGCGGCGGCGGAGGGGAGCGGGGAGCGGGGAGCGGGCGGCAGCCGCGGCCGCACCAUGGGGGCCUGUCUCGGCGUCUGCUCCCUGCUCAGCUGCGUGUCCUGUCUCUGCGGCUCUGCGCCAUGCCUGCUCUGUGGCUGCUGCCCCUCGGCCAAGAACUCCACUGUCUCGCGCCUCCUCUUCACCUUCUUCCUCUUCCUCGGCACCCUUGUGUCCAUCAUUAUGAUAAUCCCUGGCGUGGAGAAGGAGCUGCACAAGCUCCCCGGCUUCUGUGAAGGCAGCGGGUCGGUCCUGGGGGUCCAGACCCACGUCGACUGCAGCAGCUUCCUGGGCCACAAAGCCGUGUACCGCAUGGGCUUCGCCAUGGCUGCCUUCUUCUUCCUCUUCGCUCUGCUCAUGGUGUGCGUGCGCAGCAGCAAGGACCCGCGAGCCGCCGUGCAGAACGGCUUCUGGUUCUUCAAGUUCCUGGUGCUGGUGGGGAUCACGGUGGGGGCCUUCUACAUCCCUGACGGUGCCUUCACCUCAGUCUGGUUUUACUUUGGUGUGGUCGGCUCCUUCCUCUUCAUCCUCAUCCAGCUUGUCCUCCUCAUCGACUUCGCCCACUCCUGGAGCCAGCUGUGGCUGCACAAUGCGGGCGAGAGCAAUGCCAAGGGCUGGUACGCAGCUCUUUGCAUCAUCACCUUCAUCUUCUAUGCCACCUCCAUUGCGGCCAUAGUGCUGCUCUACAUCUACUACACCAAGCCCGAGGGUUGCACGGAGGGCAAGGUCCUCAUCAGCAUCAACCUCAUCCUCUGCUUCAUCAUCUCUGCUGUGUCCAUACUGCCCAAGAUCCAGGAUGCUCAGCCGCACUCGGGGCUGCUGCAGGCGUCCCUCAUCACCCUCUACACCAUCUACGUCACCUGGUCCGCCCUGGCCAAUGUACCAACCCAGACCUGUAACCCCACGCUGCUGGUGAGGAACAGCACCAGCUCGGUGACAGCCACCCAGCCGCUGACAACCUGGUGGGAUGCCCCCAGCAUUGUGGGGCUGAUAAUCUUCAUCCUCUGCACCCUCUUCAUCAGCGUCCGCUCCUCGGACCACCCGCAGGUCAACAAGCUGAUGCUGACGGAGGAAAGCGCGGCCGGUGCGGGCGGCGAGGCGGCGGCCGUGGAGAGCGGGCUGCACCGUGCCUACGACAACGAGCAGGACGGCGUGUCCUACAACUACACCUUCUUUCACCUCUGCCUCCUCCUCGCUGCCCUCUACAUCAUGAUGACUCUCACCAACUGGUACAGGCCAGAUGAGAGCUUGCGGGUGCUGACGAGCCCCUGGACGGCCGUGUGGGUGAAGAUCUGCUCCAGCUGGGCCGGGCUCCUGCUCUACCUCUGGACGUUGGUGGCUCCGCUGGUGCUGCCGAACCGGGACUUCAGCUAAGGUGGCCCCGGGCAUCCUGCUGCCGGGUUGGAGCCACCGUGGCCUUGUCCCUGGAGGCCGGGGACAGCCCUAGCUCUGCCUCGGCCUCAGGUUCUGCAUGCUGGAGCUGCUAUGCUGGGUUGUGCCUUCUUGCAGGUUUUCUGUUUUAAUUUGAAAGGGAUGAAGUGCCAAGCAGGGAAAAUCAGCAAGGGCUGAGAAAAACUUGAAGAUGUUUAUAAAGCUCUUAUCAUCUCCAUGUUUGUCGGUGCCUUUGGCGGUACCUCCACACCCUCUUCUAGCGGAGACCACCGCCUUGCCUUGGGAGGGUUUGGUUUUCACCAGCUGCUGUCGUCGUCUCGCUUGGUGCCCCGGGACCGCGGUGCCUUUUGGAGGGGCUCUGGGGACCGGCUGUGUACCAGGACCCAGGACCUGGCCGCUGUUGCCUUCCAAAACAGCCUGGAGGAAAAUGAAUCUCGGGGAUUUGUGGCUGGAGGCAGAUGUCCCACUGCACCCCCCAGCCUCAGCAGUGGCCCCAACUCCUCGAGGGCUCUCCUGCCCAGCCCUCCCUGUGGGACAGUGGGUCCCUAGUCCUUGCUGGAGGACAGGUCGGGUUUCCCGCAGGCUGUGCUGGCCUGGCCCCAAUGUCUUGCCUUGUUAAUAAAGUCUUGUUUGGAAUAAA